AUGAACCUUUAUGCACUAUACGUAAACUCUGUGGCUUUCAUGCUACUGUUUGCCUCUAGAUAUUCAUGCUUAGAAGAUAUUUUGAUAGAAAACGAACUUGCUGGACCGGAAGCUGAGCCGCAAUCUCCAGAUGCGGCCCCGAGCACUUCCGAGGAAUUCCAGCGUUUCCAGGACCCUAACUUGUACAAUAAUGGCUUCGUCGACCCCAAAACGCAAUUUUCUGACACAGAAUUACCAGGUUCGGAACCUGUCAAGAAUCCUACAGACGUCAGAUUCUACGCCCUCGAUCCCAAUGAUGGAAGCAAGGUCGUAGAAAUCCCCUCCGACAAGUACAAAGUCAGGCAGAACUCAAUCAACCCUUUCAAGUUCGAGUACGAGUUGGCUGACGACGCUCACUGUAUUAAGGUAAAGUGCGACGGCUCCACGAUUUGGAGGUCCGGCGACUUUCGGAUCACCGAGGCCAAGUUUGUCAUUUUCAGCACGAAGAGCGACAGGAUCACCAUUCGCGACCACGAGCGGUACGUCACCUACCGUCUCGUCGACGACACUAUGGACCAGGCCGAAACUCCGCUUCCUGCCAAGGACGAGCUUACCGAGCCAGGCCUUCCUUCUCUAUCCUCCGUUACCUACGUCACCCACGUCUCUGAGCCCGUUAAGGUUUCCACCCACAGAGUUCAGCCUUCUACAGUGGUCUUUAUGAUUUCUCUUUUCUCUCUACUGGUGCUGAUGACCUUAAUGUUGGUUGGAUUACUACUUUUGGUUGUGCGUCUUUAUAGAGUCGUGGACCAGAUAAAGUUCGAUUUUGGUGCUACUGAAACAAAGGUGGUACUUUAG
Molecule: messenger RNA, 834 nt
Organism: Theileria orientalis strain Shintoku
Lineage: Eukaryota; Apicomplexa; Aconoidasida; Piroplasmida; Theileriidae
Exons: 1
Coding region: 1-834 (277 amino acids)
Source: RefSeq, a predicted model, not a curated record